AUUCAGCUUAUCUGGUAUGUGGUUAAGAAUCUACCUUUGACAUCACAAAUGUCUCAUAGCAACCUAGAUAGACCCAGGUGAACAGUGAGUGCUUCCCCUCUCUCGGGUGAGGGGAGUGGGUUGGGAGCGGGGGGAGGACAUUUGUCUCCCAGAAAUGACCCUUCAAACCCUUGGGAAGGGACAGUGGCUAGGAGGGGAAAAGAGCUGCGCCUACCAUUAUCAUCCCAACUUGAUAAACACUUGGGUUCUAGGGGAGCUCUUGACACUUGUGUUCGUGAAUUUUAAUUCCUAUUUGAUAUUCCUUAUAUAGGAACAGUGUUUCACACGUUUCAGAGUGUUUUCGUGUGUAGGUUAUCAUCAUAUGCUCAGAGUGACCUUCCUGAAAUUGGCAAGCAGAUCUUUGACUACAAAGGCACUAAUUGGCAUUCAGGAAGGCGAAGUCACAUGCAUCCCAAGCCAGAGUUGUUAAUCCUCUUCAUAGAUGGUUUUGGAGUCUUUACAGUGAAUAACCUAAUUCAAGUUAAUCCUCUCUUUUUUUAGUAGUUUAGGGUCAAAUUUAACUGGGGUUUUAAAACUUGUAAUCCCAUGAUUUGGAGGUGAGGAGAAAGGGUGGGGGAGAGCAUAGCUUCUCUGUACACCUGAGGGAAUUUGGACACUCAAUUCCAAAGUCUUUUCAUUCAAAGGAAGUGAGCAGAAUGAAGGCAGAUAAGGUGGUCAUUAACAAGCGGAGAUCAUGAAGCACCAAUAUCGGGAUGGCCUUAUACCUCAUGUGUUAAAAAAACCGGACUUCCGCUUCUCAAGUUGCAUUGUUGACAUUGCGUGUGUCCUGUCUUCGGACUUUGGAGCAUAUCUCGGGUUGAAGUUGCUGAAUAUUGACCUUUGAGGAUUCGUCUAGAACACCUUGAGGCCUUGGCCGAGGUGGCAAAACAUGAUAUCUUUGGCUGUCAGUAUCACCCUUGGGAACCUGAUGUUGGCCUCCUGUUUGUCUUCGGGAGUGACUACCCCUAAAACGUUGGCCAUCCCUAAGGAAAUGAAAGAAGUUGUGGGGGAAGUUGUUAUCCACACCACACCCUGCAGCAUCACUUGUGGCCUCGGCUCUAAGGAGGAUACUGUCUGUGAGGUGGGGCCUGAUGGAGUGAGGAGGAAGUGCCGUGCUGCGAUCCGGCAUUGUCUCACCACCUGGCACUGUGGAAUGCACCACUUCACUGUUCACACAGGGAGGACAUUUGUGUUGAACUGCAUGGGAUCACAAGUCCUGGGGCUUACUCACGCCUCUUUCCAGUUCACUUGGAGAGUAGCGCGGGGCAUCAUCUCAGUUGAUGAUGGGCUCUUCAGACCCUUCCUAUUUCGUCACCACUCCUUGAAGUUUAUAUCUGUUCGGGAGCAUGACUCUGGGACCUACCGGUGUGACAUGUACCUGUUGAGAAACAUGAAACUUGUCAAGAGGCUCUAUUUUGGGCUCAGAGUCCUUCCUUCCCACUUGGUGAAACUGAAUUUCCUCCACUCACUCACUGAGGGACAGAAGUUAAUGGAUGAGGGCCUGGAAGUGGACCUAGACAAUGGUUCUUUACCCUUGCACCAUCAAUGGAAAAAGAAGAUGACAGUCAUCGUGGCCAUAGGAGUUACUGCUGGUUUGGUGGGGAUGCUGAUGAGUAUUUUUCUCUGCAGCAGGCUGGGGAUGCUUUUCAGAGCCAAGACCCGGAAGUCGGCCUCACGAGCCGUGCACCGGAAGCGCCGGCGGCGGCGGCGACAGCAGCAGCAGCAGCAUCAUCAUCAUCAUCAUCGGCGGCGGGGGCGGCGCAAGAAGCCACACUAG
Messenger RNA from Condylura cristata (star-nosed mole), 1816 nucleotides. It is a transcript of the gene TMEM81, whose product is annotated as transmembrane protein 81. The record is from RefSeq and is a predicted model, not a curated record. The coding region runs from base 929 to 1816 and encodes 295 amino acids. The transcript has a single exon. Lineage: Eukaryota; Metazoa; Chordata; Mammalia; Eulipotyphla; Talpidae.